GAGGGCUGUUUUCUGCUGACUUCAACACUUCUUAUAUUUAGCCUCAAUAUUUAGCAGAGGCACUCGAGAUCAAACAGUCUUACGAGUCACUUCUACACAGGCGGAGGAAAAUAAAAAUCCGAAAAGAUGUGUGACGACGAAGUUGCUGCUCUAGUUGUAGACAAUGGAUCUGGAAUGUGCAAAGCUGGAUUUGCUGGAGAUGAUGCUCCCAGAGCCGUCUUCCCUUCCAUCGUCGGUCGUCCCCGUCACCAGGGUGUCAUGGUCGGUAUGGGACAGAAGGACUCCUAUGUUGGAGAUGAAGCCCAGAGCAAGAGAGGUAUCCUCACCCUGAAGUACCCCGUUGAGCACGGAAUCAUCACCAACUGGGAUGAUAUGGAGAAGAUCUGGCAUCACACCUUCUACAACGAGCUCCGUGUUGCCCCUGAGGAGCAGCCCGUCCUCCUGACUGAGGCUCCCCUCAACCCCAAGGCCAACAGAGAGAAGAUGACACAGAUCAUGUUCGAGACCUUCAACUCUCCCGCUAUGUAUGUCGCUAUCCAGGCCGUCCUCUCCCUCUAUGCUUCCGGUCGUACUACCGGUAUUGUUCUAGACUCCGGAGAUGGUGUUUCCCACACCGUUCCCAUCUAUGAAGGUUAUGCUCUCCCCCACGCCAUCCUUCGUCUGGAUCUGGCUGGUCGUGAUCUUACUGAUUAUCUCAUGAAGAUCCUGACUGAGAGAGGAUACUCCUUCACCACCACCGCUGAGAGAGAGAUUGUCAGGGACAUCAAGGAGAAGCUGUGCUAUGUUGCCCUGGACUUUGAGCAGGAGAUGGCCACCGCUGCUGCCUCCACCUCCCUGGAGAAGUCAUAUGAGCUUCCCGACGGUCAGGUCAUCACCAUCGGUAAUGAGAGGUUCAGGUGCCCUGAGGCCCUCUUCCAGCCUUCCUUCCUUGGAAUGGAGUCCUGUGGUAUCCACGAAACCGUCUACAACUCCAUCAUGAAGUGCGACGUUGAUAUCCGUAAGGACCUGUACGCUAACACUGUCCUGUCCGGAGGUACCACCAUGUACCCCGGUAUUGCUGACAGGAUGCAGAAGGAGAUCACCGCCCUGGCUCCCUCCACCAUCAAGAUCAAGAUCAUUGCUCCCCCUGAGAGGAAGUACUCCGUAUGGAUCGGUGGAUCCAUCCUGGCCUCCCUCUCCACCUUCCAGCAGAUGUGGAUCUCCAAGCAGGAGUAUGAUGAGUCUGGACCCGGAAUUGUUCACAGAAAGUGCUUCUAAAUUUCUCUUUCCUUUACUAAUUGCAAAACUGCCAAUAUUUUCUUACACUCAAUUUUUCAAUGGUCUGAUUACUCUGCUCUAACUAAAUUAAUCAGUCUCCUGAGCUUUCUCAGAUAAAACGUUCGUUUAGAUGAACAAGUUGGUAACAUAAAGGAUUCAGUGGUGCUUUUCAUUUGUGAUAAUCAUGUAUUUAAUGUAAAUAAAUCGUAAAUAU
Molecule: messenger RNA, 1471 nt
Organism: Eurytemora carolleeae
Lineage: Eukaryota; Metazoa; Arthropoda; Copepoda; Calanoida; Temoridae
Product: actin, clone 205
Exons: 2
Coding region: 127-1257 (376 amino acids)
Biological process (GO): mitotic cytokinesis
Source: RefSeq, a predicted model, not a curated record